Molecule: messenger RNA, 3031 nt
Organism: Drosophila serrata
Lineage: Eukaryota; Metazoa; Arthropoda; Insecta; Diptera; Drosophilidae
Product: guanine nucleotide exchange factor DBS-like
Biological process (GO): intracellular signal transduction
Cellular component (GO): cytoplasm
Molecular function (GO): protein binding; guanyl-nucleotide exchange factor activity
Source: RefSeq, a predicted model, not a curated record
ACAUGGACAUGUUGCCGAAAGGACAAUCCGAAUUAAACGAUUACAGGAUUCCGACCUUGGUUUUCAGCUAAUUGUGGAUCGACGAAAAGACAGGUGGACUUCAGUAAAGACAGUUUUACAGAAAAUAUCGGCUUACUUUCCGGGUAUUCUUAAUGCUGUAUAUGUUCUUCGGCCUUCUGGCUUGUUUCAAAAGGCUUUAUCUGAAGUAAGCAGCAAGUUUUCAAAACAGGAUUAUAAAUUUCGGCUUGUAGUUUGCUCUACACUUUCUGAUUUAUACGAAUUAAUCGAUAUCAAUGAAUUAACGCCAGACAUGGGUGGUGCAUUAAUCUACUCCCAUCACGAAUGGAUACAACAAAGAAUGGCAUUAGAAAAGUUCUCCAGCUUAACGCACAAGGUCUCCGGAGAAUUAGAUUUAUUUUUACAAGCCUUACACGAUAUAGAACCUCCAAAUUCUGUGGAAACUACGAGAAAGCUGUUAGAUAGUCGAUCCAUCGAGUAUGAUCGGCUGAAGAUGGAAAUACUUACGGCAGCUAAACACGGAGAAACACUUCUUAAUAAUAUUAAAUCUAUUGAAGAAUACAGAGAAUUCUCUGAGCGCACCGGUAAUAUAAGCGCCAUUGAAAGACUUCUCGUCCAACUAGAGGAAACAGAAAGACGUUUUGACGAUUAUUGGCAGGCACACUGGGAUUCUCUGGAGAAAUGUUUGCAUCUACGGAUGUUCGAGCGAGAUUUCCAUGAAAUACAGAACAUAUUUGACGAACAUAUUAAGUUAAUAUCUGAGAUGACAGAGAUUGGAGAGAGUACCGAACGUGCUUUGGAACUUUUAGAAACAACAAAUGGUCUUUAUAAAGUUUUUCAAGAUGACACACAGAGGACAAAUAAAGUGUUACUGCUGGGACAAACUCUAAUUAAAUCACAAGAAACUUACCCUUGGAUAGUUGUUCAACCAAUGUGCGACGAAUUAAUUCGUGUUCGCGACCUAAUCGAAUUGCGUCUUAGCAAAAGGUUAGAUACUUUAGGGAAGAAUAAUGAAUUAAUGGAAAGAGUGGAGAGCGCUAACCAGUGGUGUGCCAAUGGUGUAGAGCUUUUAGCAUCCCAAAAUAUGGAAAAGAGCUCAGCAUCUACGGAUCUGGCCGAGCUGCUGGAUUUCAUUGCUUCUGCAUCAGACUUUAAAUUAUCAAGCCCAAGUGAAUUCAAACAAAUUUUUUUAGAAAGCACAACACCAGAAACUAAGGCUUUAGUAUUACAGGUACUACAGCGAAUUGACGAUGUAUCUUUAAUGUGCGAUAAGCGUAUAGCCAGCCUCAAGAAGUUAGCAUUGAAGCCACCGCGACCUGUGCAGCAGGUUACCCCGGAACCGGCUGUACCUCUGCAACCCCUCGGAGGCGCUCCUUUUUUUUUGCGCCUUAGGCCAAUUAAGACUAGCUGUACACAUGAUCUCAGACCAAUGAGUAAAGAAGGGUUUUCUGAAUUGAUUGCCUCGACAGAAAACGCCGAACAAAGUCAGAAUCAAGAGGACCUCGAAUCGUUGCGUCUAAAGCGGGGUCACGUGCUGACAGAGCUUUUGGAGACGGAGCGAAUCUAUGUAAAUGAAAUGAGUUCGAUCUUGCAGGGUUACUAUGAUCGAAUGAAAUCCGAGGAGUUUACCCAUCUCACGCCCUCAAGUCUACAGGGAAAAGAAGAUAUAUUGUUUGGCAAUCUACAUGAGCUCUUUACUUUCCACAAUCAAAUUUUUCUUAAAGAUCUCGAAAACUGUAUUUCGACUACUGAGCUCGUCGCACUUUGUUUUGUUCAAAGGCGUGACACAUUCUAUCGCUUAUACUCAUUCUAUUGUCAAAACAUCCCACGUUCUGAGCGGUUCCGUGAAACGCUUGUAGAUACACACUUUUUUUUUCAAGAGUGUCAAAAAAGACUUGGUCAUAAGCUACCGCUAGCUGCGUAUUUACUAAAACCAGUUCAAAGGAUUACAAAAUACCAGUUGCUUUUGAAGGACUUGCUUCGCUUUAGCGAUAGUGGGAACUGCACCAAGGAGCUUCAAAGGGCGCUUGACUGUAUGUUAAUCGUUUUAAAAUGUGUCAACGACUCAAUGCAUCAAGUAGCGAUAACAGGAUUUCCGGCUGAUAUAGCUGAGCAGGGUGAACUUUUGAUGCAGGACUCAUUCCAAGUCUGGUCAGAAUCUAAAAAGGAUAUUCGCCUCCGGAUUAAACCACAACAACGACAUAUAUUUCUGUAUCAGAAAUCUAUUCUAUUUUGUAAGCUAACAUCAAAACCAGGUCCCAACAAAAGCACAUACCAAUUUAAACAUCAUUUUAAGAUGUCACUUAUUGGGCUAACAGAGACUGUACCAAGUGAUACAAAACGUUUCGAAAUUUGGACUCAAGGGCGCCAGGAAGUACAUAUCCUACAAGCACCGACACAGGACGUAAAAAAACAAUGGGUUGCAGAAAUUAAACGUGUCUUACUCAACCAGCUGGAGGAGCUUAAAGGCGAGAAAAUAAAGCAAUACAGCUUAAAUCACCAGGGUCUUAGGCAGACCAUUUCUUCGGACACCACAAAUACUAUUCUAGACGCCCAAAACUGCGUUUUAAAAUCUGAGACUUCUGCAGAUACUACCAAAAGAAAUUCAAACUGCAGUAGCAAUGGUGUCGAGCCUGUUACCUCUAGUCAUAGCGUUCAUGAUCUCACAAAUAAAGAUCAGCAGGAAAAUUGUGGCUGGAGCUCUGACUGCUCAAAUAGCGAAGAUGAUUUUUCUUUUACCGAAGAAAAUAAGAGCCCUGGCAGUAAAUUUAUAGCCCUUGCAGAUUAUACAGCUAUGGGAAACUCGGAAGUCUCGUUGCAUGAAGGUGAUACUAUUGAACUACUGAAAGUGGGCUGUGCUGGAUGGUGGUAUGUUCGAGUCCUAGAUACAUGUGCUGAAGGUUGGGCUCCAGGAGCAUAUACACAAUCAAUCAACCGAAAAUCGUCACAGUAAUUGAAUCUUAAUUAGAAAAGAAUACAUUAAAAAGAAUGAAAUAUGUUACGUCAUUUUAGU